Molecule: messenger RNA, 491 nt
Organism: Daphnia carinata
Lineage: Eukaryota; Metazoa; Arthropoda; Branchiopoda; Diplostraca; Daphniidae
Product: large ribosomal subunit protein eL37A-like
Exons: 4
Coding region: 118-441 (107 amino acids)
Biological process (GO): translation
Cellular component (GO): ribosome; cytosolic large ribosomal subunit
Molecular function (GO): RNA binding; structural constituent of ribosome
Source: RefSeq, a predicted model, not a curated record
GCAUUUCCAUAGUGCUUCUUGCCCGUAGUUGAAGCCUGUUCUCUCCGUUUACAGUCUUUACCUUUAUUUUCAGCUUUGCCUAUCGUCGUCCACUUAGCUGCUUGAGACCGUCUCAUCAUGACGAAGGGUACGUCAAGCUUCGGAAAGAGGCAUAACAAGACCCACACGUUGUGCAGACGUUGUGGCCGUUCCUCGUAUCACAUCCAAAAAUCAAGAUGUGCGCAAUGCGGCUACCCUGCCAAGCGCCUUCGCCACUACAACUGGUCCGUUAAGGCUAAGAGGAGGAAGACUACUGGUACCGGCCGUAUGCGUCAUCUUAAGAUCGUCCGGAUCAAGUUCCGCAAUGGAUUCCGUGAAGGACCCAGGAAGAUUGCCUACCAAGCCCGCACUGGAGGCAAACCCACUGUUGGAGCUAGCAAGACUUCUGCGCCUGCCAAAUAAGUUUAUUUGUGUUGGUAAUAAGAAAGGCUACUCAAUACAAUGGGAUCCCA